Molecule: messenger RNA, 1657 nt
Organism: Haliotis rubra (blacklip abalone)
Lineage: Eukaryota; Metazoa; Mollusca; Gastropoda; Lepetellida; Haliotidae
Product: histone chaperone asf1-like
Exons: 4
Coding region: 130-753 (207 amino acids)
Biological process (GO): DNA replication-dependent chromatin assembly
Cellular component (GO): nucleus
Molecular function (GO): histone binding
Source: RefSeq, a predicted model, not a curated record
CAAAAUAGGAAUAAAUUGAUGUCUCCGCUUGGCGCUCUUUUCACGAACACUUUACAAACAUUUCGGCACAAGUCUUUCCAACUUUGUUGUAAACAUAUUACAAAUGAAACUUUAAACGUUUGACUAAUAAUGGCUAAAGUACAUAUAAGUAACGUAACUGUCUUGGACAAUCCAUCAUCUUUCCUGAACCCGUUCCAAUUCGAAAUAACUUUUGAGUGCACAGAAGAUCUAGCGACAGACUUAGAAUGGAAGAUCAUCUACGUGGGAUCUGCUGAAAGUGUGGAACAUGACCAGAUUCUGGAAACUGUCCUCGUUGGACCUGUUCCUGCGGGAUGCCACAAGUUUGUAUUUGAGGCACCUGCACCUGACAUUAAUAAGAUUCCCAUCAACGAUGUAGUCGGAGUAACUGUCGUCCUCCUCACAUGCUCUUACAGGAGUAAAGAGUUCAUUCGAGUGGGGUAUUACGUCAACAAUUUCUACCGCUCAGAAGAUGUAGAGUUGAAUGAAAAUCCACCAGCAAUACCUAUUUAUGAACAGCUUCAACGAACAAUUGUAACAAAAGAUGUCAGAGUUACCAAGUUCAAAAUUGACUGGGAUGACGAGGUUCAAGCUGACACUAAUAAUGCAGAGAAUGUGCCACCUGUUGGUAACCCUGAAAAUGCUGCUAACCAAGAACGUGACAGGGAGUCAAUGAAACCUGUCAACUUCUCCAACGAAAGCAACAGUGUUGGUGUUGCCAUGGAUACAAGUUAAUAACAAUGGCCAACAAUGGGAAUAAGACAAACAGUGACAUCUUCUGGAAUAGUGUGAAGAAUGUUUCCACUAACAUUUGGACAAAUGUGUUGGCAGCAGCUUAUGACCUCAAGGAUUUACAUCUUUGUAGAAAUAUUCUUACCAUUGUGAGAGACAUACUCCUUGAUAUCAAACAGACGGUUCUGAACUACAGUGACACCUUGUUUAUCCAGACUCCAGGCUAUCUGGGCAAUACUGGAACUUCUACCAUACAUAUAUGUAAACAAGGGAUCGUGAUAACGAUGAUAAUUUAGUCUGGAAAUUAAAUAAUCCAGAUUCGCUGGAAAAGGUUGUCUGGAUUAGGAAGGUAUCACUGAAACCUACUUCACAGACCCCAGCUGUGGAUGUGCUUGAGGUGCUAAGUGCUACAGUCGAGUAAACAGUGUCCACACCUGACCUCGUAACCAUGACCACAUUGUAAAAUGCUCAAUUGAAUAAAGGAAAACACUGCUGACCUUCAGGUUAAGAAAUUCUAAAUUGUAUCUAUUGCAACUGAAACAUGAUAGAAGUACAUAUUUACAUUCAGUGGAGAAGGGCAUAUCAGUGACUGUUGUGUUCGUUUUCAUACCUGAUUCAUAAUGGGGGCUGUAAUGAUAGAUGAAGUUUAGGUGUGCGACACAGGCCAAAUCAGGAGGUCAGGAAUGAAGAUAAAAUGACAGUAAGGAUGUUGUGUGCAAAUAAAUUAAGAACAAUGGUUUGUUUAACAUGUCUUUGAGAUUUGUCAAGCUCCUUUGAUUUACUAAAGUGUUCUAAUCAUGUUUUGAUGGGCUCACGAAGUCUUGGGUUUGACUCCUCACAUGGGUACGUGUAAGCCCAACUGUCUCCCUUACACUGCUUUUACUUAAAGUUUGCAACAACAGAGAAA